Pseudoliparis swirei is the source of this 2380-nucleotide messenger RNA. It is a transcript of the gene fzd2, whose product is annotated as frizzled class receptor 2. The record is from RefSeq and is a predicted model, not a curated record. The coding region runs from base 214 to 1839 and encodes 541 amino acids. Lineage: Eukaryota; Metazoa; Chordata; Actinopteri; Perciformes; Liparidae. The transcript has a single exon. Gene Ontology annotation, cellular component: plasma membrane. Gene Ontology annotation, biological process: canonical Wnt signaling pathway; non-canonical Wnt signaling pathway. Gene Ontology annotation, molecular function: Wnt-protein binding; Wnt receptor activity.
AUUGAGGGACUCGGAGUUGUAGAAAAGAAAAAAGUCAGCCAGCAGUUCUCUGCCGAGACCAGGGAGCAGCGUAGGUCUUCACCUCCGGGUUUUUACUUUAGAAAGUUACUCUCUCUCUCUCUUCAGAAGUGCUCGCAGAACUGAUGAUACACACAGAGCGCGUUCACGACGAAGUUAUAUCAGGCUGAAGUUGCUCGUCUUAAACUUUGGAAGAUGAUUUCUUGCAUGCCCUGGUGCGCUGCUCUCCUGCUGCCUCUGCUGAUAUCAGCCCAGUAUCACGGGGACAACGGAAUCGUCGUCCCGGAGCAUGGCUUUUGCCAGCCGAUCUCCAUCCCUCUGUGCACGGACAUAGCCUACAACCAAACCAUCAUGCCGAACCUCGUGGGCCAUUACAACCAGGAGGACGCAGGGCUCGAGGUGCACCAGUUCUACCCGCUGGUGAAGGUACAGUGCUCUCCGGAGCUCAAAUUCUUCCUGUGCUCCAUGUACGCGCCCGUGUGCACGGUCCUGGAGAAGGCCAUCCCGCCCUGCAGGUCCAUCUGCGAGCGGGCCAAGCAGGGCUGCGAGGCCCUCAUGAACAAGUUCGGCUUCCAGUGGCCGGACCGCCUGCGCUGCGAGAACUUCCCGGUGCUGGGAGACGGGCAGAUCUGCGUGGGGCAAAACGACUCCUCCGCCGCCACCGUCCCGCCCAUCAUCCCCAUCCCGGGCACCGACGUCCCCACGCACGAGAGGGCUUUCCGUUGCCCCCCGGUCCUCAAAGUGCCCCCGUACUUGAACUACAAGUUUUUAGAGGUGAAGGACUGCGCAGCUCCCUGUGACCCGUCGAGGAGCGGCGGCUACAUGUUCUUCAGUGACAAAGAGAUCCAUUUCUCCCGCAUCUGGAUCCUGGUGUGGUCUGCGCUCUGCUGCGCGUCCACCUUAUUCACGGUGACCACCUAUUUGGUGGACAUGCAGCGCUUCAGAUACCCCGAGCGACCCAUCAUCUUCCUGUCCGGCUGCUACACCAUGGUGUCCGUGGCCUACAUCGCCGGAUACUUCCUGGGAGACAAAGUGGUGUGCAACGACAGCUUCAGCCCCGAGCGCUACAAAACCAUCGUCCAAGGCACCAAGAAGGAAGGCUGCACCAUCCUCUUCAUGAUGCUCUACUUCUUCAGCAUGGCCAGCUCCAUCUGGUGGGUCAUCCUGUCCCUCACCUGGUUCCUGGCGGCGGGCAUGAAGUGGGGCCACGAGGCCAUCGAGGCGCACUCCCAGUACUUCCACCUGGCGGCCUGGGCGGUGCCGGCCGUCAAGACCAUCAGCAUCCUGGCCAUCGGGCAGAUCGAGGGCGACGUGCUCAGCGGCGUGUGCUUCGUCAGCCUGAGCAGCCUGGUGCCCCUGCGCGCCUUCGUGCUGGCCCCGCUCUUCAUCUACCUCUUCAUCGGCACCUCCUUCCUGCUGGCGGGCUUCGUGUCGCUGUUCCGAAUCCGCACCAUCAUGAAGCACGACGGCUCCAAGACGGAGAAGCUGGAGCGGCUGAUGGUGCGCAUCGGCGUGUUCAGCGUGCUCUACACCGUCCCCGCCACCAUCGUCAUCGCCUGCGUCUUCUACGAGCAGGCCUUCCGCCCCCACUGGGAGCGCAGCUGGGUCAGCCGCAACUGCAGGAGCCUGGCCAUCCCCUGCCCCCCGCAGACCGGGCCCCGCAUGACCCCCGACUUCACCGUCUACAUGAUCAAGUACCUCAUGACGCUGAUCGUGGGCAUCACCUCCGGGUUCUGGAUCUGGUCCGGGAAGACGCUCCACUCUUGGCACAAGUUUUACACGAGGCUGACGAACGGCAAACAAGGCGAGACCACAGUGUAGAAGACGGGGGAAUGUGAUCAAAUGUUGACUGGGGGGGGGGGGGGGUGUAUUAAUGUGGACCUGUUAGUCUUGUGAUAGGUAAGGUGGCCACAGAGGGUCUCACGGCACACGCAUACCUGCCAAAAGGAGGGUCAGGCUUUGACAAAAGGGGCAAGCUGGAUAAACAAGGACUGAGCCGGACCGUCUGCACAAAUAACAAGCAUGCCCCCCCCCCCCCAUUAAAGCCAACAUAAUCUCACGUUGAGUGACAAUCCAGCAGCCGGAGGAGCACAGAGGAUGAGCGGCGGUGUGUUCUCUCUGCAAACCUUUUCAAAUGGAAUUAAAUGACAUUGUAAAUAGUAUUUGUAAAAACAUGAAAUUAUAUAUUUGUAUUUAUAGAAAGUAAACCCUUUUUUCCUUGUCGGCCAGUGUAAAUAACUGUACUUUUGCGCUGUGAGAAUGACACAUACUGUAGCUCUAGAUGAUUAAUUGCUGUUUUUGAAUGACGUUGUUUUUGUAUGAAUUAAAAGACCGUUUCAGUCCGUUGGACGACCUCCAAGAA